Annulohypoxylon maeteangense is the source of this 1044-nucleotide messenger RNA. RefSeq lists its product as uncharacterized. The transcript is spliced from 4 exons. Lineage: Eukaryota; Fungi; Ascomycota; Sordariomycetes; Xylariales; Hypoxylaceae. The record is from RefSeq and is a predicted model, not a curated record. Bases 1 to 1044 code for a protein of 347 amino acids.
AUGGACAAUUCAGAGAGAUCCCCAAACGGGCAGACGGCAACUGUUGGGGAUAUUAAUCGAAACUACGAUAAAAUGUCCUUCGUAGUUACGGAGUCAUCGAAUUCCAAGUUCAAGAAAUUGAUAAUUGGCGGCCAGGAAUACAACAAAAGAUAUUCGAAGGGUAGCCUGAGGAAGUUCGCACAACAAGCCAAAACCCAGCCUUUCCGAAAAGUCCCUCUACAACCAAACGAGGAGAUACCAAACGUGGUAUUCCAGGCACAGGGCCACGAAGACGCGAUAACAGACGCGGUACAUGCCGCGAUGGUGAACGAAGCCGAUGCUUGUCCCCGCCUAGUCAUCUACACUGAUGGGUCUUCUAAUGGCAAAUUCUCUGGUAUUGGCCUUACAUAUAAACGGUUUAACAUCAAUACACUUGGCGGAUCUAUCCCAGGAGACUGGAUAGACGCGUGCUACGCGGUUCGUGGAGUAACCGAUUCUGAGGCCGUGGAGAUUCUGGCGAUACACAGGGCGCUGUUAAUAGCAUUGUAUGAGUAUACACGUUGGAUCCAGCAACCCCUCGAACGAAGGGGGCACUCCGAUGUUGAGGGAAAUACUCGCGCCGACCAGCUAGCCAACAUUGGAGCGGCGUAUUCAUUCGGAAUUGAACGCCUGAAUCCAGGUACUAAGAAAGCCUUAGUACCAGUGGUCAUACCACUGCCAGAUACAGGGCCGAAGUCACUCUUCAAUAUACACAGAGGUCGUGCUGCGAUAGACUUAUUCUACUGGCAGAGGUUAGAGACAAAGACAAUGAUAGAAGGCCUACUAGAAAAGGAUGUAGGUCGCAAUCAUAGAGUACUCGAGCACGAGGUUCUACGUCUGCUCGGUGUGGAGCCGUUACAAGAGGCUAGACCUAGGAAUUCAAGAAAAAGGAAGGCUAGUCAGAUGGAAGUGGAAGAGACACCAGACCCCCACCCAGAUCUCCAUAGCAAGAAACGCAAAACUCUCACGGAGAUCCCGGUCGAAAGCCAAACUCACACUCCUCCCGAAGAUGGACCUAUUACCUGA